GCUCGUAAACUGCCGAGAGAAAGAGCCAGCGGAGACACAAACCGAUGAACGGCCGGUCGGGCGGUGUGUAUGUGUGAGUGUGUGUGUGUGACUGAGAGAGAUAGAGAGAGAGAGAGAGAGAGAGAGAGAGAGAGUUGAGGCUGGGCGCCCCGAUGCUGCUCCAGCUCCGGAGUGUGUCCUGACGGAUCUGUCGUAUCAAAAGUAGGAGAUAAAGCCGUUAGCGACUGUUUCCGGCAGCUGCUAUUUAAAUCUCACAUUACUGAAGCAAUGCAGUCCCAGGGCAGCACUUCCUCUCAGCCCUCCUUCGAUUCCCUGAGCUCCAGCGACAGCCUCUUGUUCAGCGACUCGGAGCAGGCGGAGGACGACACGGAUGUCUUCCUGACAGACGGCUCUUCCUCUGUCAUCAUCGGUGGCGUGGGCGGGGCUGUGGCCAAUGGAGACAGAGGAUCGGAGAGUCCUGGGUCCCAGUGGACUUGCGAUGGUUUCACCGAUAAAGAGGAAGAGGAGGAGGCAUACAGGUCGGAGAGCAGCGGCAAGGCCGCUCACAUCAACUUGGGCGAGACAGAUCCUACGAGCCAGAUCCCGAAAUCACAGGGAGACCUGCUGUUUGCUCAAAAGUGUGCUGAGCUGCAGGGUUUUGUCAGGCCCCUGCUGGAGCUGCUGAAUGGACUGAAGAGGGGCCGAUUCGACCGCGGUUUGAGUAGUUUCCAGCAGAGCGUUGCCAUGGAUCGAAUCCAGAGGAUCGUAGGGGUUUUACAGAGACCUAACAGCGGGGAGAAGUACCUGAACACUCUCCUCCAGGUGGAGAUGAUGCUGAAGCUUUGGUUUCCUCAGAUCACCACUCAGCCUGUCUCUGCAGCUUCCAGCGUUGUCGCAUCGCCCGCUCGAUCCCUCCAAGAAACUUCCAGCUCCACCCCGCCGCACAAGCACAGGGAUCAGUUACAUAUUCCCGUCAAGCGCAGACUCAGCUGGACAAGUACGGACUCCCCAACGCCCUCCCCUGUGCUUCUGAAGUGCCCUCGUAUCAGUGCAGAAGAGAAGAGGGUGAAGCAAGAUCACGCUAAAAGGGACAGCCCUCCUCCCUCAUCGUCGGCAUCUGACGCCGACCAAAAUUCGCCAGGUGUGGCUGCUAACAGCCAGCUAAAUGAGGACACAAAGGGAAAGGACAGUGACAGCGAAGAAUUAGGCAAGCCAUCGAACUACAAAGCAGGUCAAAGCUCUGAGCCAAGCCUGACGUGGGUUCACAUCGCCCCCAUCCUGUCCCCACGAAAGGCCUGCCCUUCACAUGAGGGCACAACAGUGGGAGGUCACAAUGACAACCGGCCUGUCACUGCCGUCCUUCCACCCAGCAGGCGGGGCAGUCCAGCUACACAAGACAGCUCUAUCUCUUCUACCACACCCUACAAGCACCCCAAAAAUCUGAAGAAGCCAAUCCGGUGCCAAAGCCAGCCUGUCACUGGACAACAGAGUGAGACCAUCGAGAUCAAUCAGGAUCAAAAUCAAUCUCCUCAUGUCACAGUCAAGCCUUUGCCCAGGCUGUGCCCCACCCCCUUAGAGACCUGAUGCAUUGAACAAACAAAGAGCCGGCAGCUCUGCUUCGUUACACCACCAGGCCAAGAGCUGUUGUUAAGAAGAAGAAGAAGAAGAAGAAGAAGAAGAAGAAGAAGAAGCGAAGAGGCGAAGAGGCUAAAGGCCUGUGAUUAUAGAUGCAUUAACGAGAGGUGGAGGAAAGAAUUGUGGGGGAUAUAUGUUGAAGACAAAUGAUGGAUCACACGCAACCCCUCAUCAAGACACUUACAACAGUUAUUUCAAACAACGGGACAUGUGUAAAUGAAUCAAAUCUAUCAAGAGUUGAUAAUCACAAUUACAUAAUAAUCUAAACACCUGUACAAAGGGUGGAGUUGAGGGGCAUAGGAAAUCAUCUGAAGCUCAAAGGCUGAUACAACUGAUUGAGUAAUGAUCAAUUGGAGAGAUUUUUGAGGAUUUUUCGAGGAGAAAGUAAUUGUUUCUCUUCAGCAUGAAAGCAAUCAAUAUAUUCAGAGAUGAAUGUUUCGGCAGACAUCUAACUUGAAGGACACACUCCAUCUGAAAGGCUGAUUUCAAUAUUGAGAGUGAAAGCUUCCAAGGUUUAUUGUGAUGAGGUAAUGCUAGUUAGGAUUAAAUCCAGAGUGAGGAACGCAGGGUGAGCUGAAUUUUAUUCUAGUCUCAUAGUUGGAGACACGUUUGACCUUACAUUCACUUGUAGAUAGAAUCAAGGCAUCCGUCUUGAAGAGGAAACGUGACAUUGACAUCAUUGAAAAUCAUGUAGCUAGUGAUGUGACAAAUACAGUGUAAAGAACGCAGCAUUAUACUGUACAUGUAUACUGGUGCAUCAUUGGAGACUGUGGGGGGAAAAAAUGAUGUCAACAACUCGCAAAUGUAAUCCAAGAACUGUCCGAGCGCUUGGCUGGCAGAUCUGUGGCAGGGCAUCGAGAGGAGUGACAUCACAGCGGCCAGAGGUCACAUAACCUCUCCUGCCGUGCCCUCCGUGAAUCAGAUGUUUCUGCCCGGUCCUCAAUUUGCAAACUGAUGGGUCUUGAAAAUCCAGGAAAGACCAGCUGGAGGAAGAAAACAAGGACCACUCAAAAGACAUAUGACUCUCGAGUCCCACAGUUAAUUUAUUCAUGUGUAGAUCGGACACUGCAUUUAUUUAUUGUUUGUAUUUAUUUAUUGGGCAGCUGAAUAUUGCCUGCUGUGUACUUGCACAGUUUGGCCUACAAUUUGUUUGAGGCGAUUGGGAAGAUGCUGUUGACAGUUUGUUUGUGGUUUUUAUUGCUUAAAAAAACAACAACGAUGGAAGUGAAAUCUUAUGAUUGGACUAUUGGACUUCUGUGCCUUUUACCAAAUAGGAUGUGUUCAGAAAAGCAUUUGGUGCUUUCAGUGCAUUCAUACUGCGUUUUGAUUGUUUGCUUUUAUUUCACAAAACCAGUACACAUUCAAUCAUGAAAAGCCUACAUGUAGUCGUUUUUCUCUCGCUUCAGAAGUUACACACAGCAUCAAAACCAACAGUAUCAUGGACUGUCCAUCUCCUGCUUAAAAACCGGCGUCCAGCUCGUAGUAAUCUGACAUCUACAGUCAAUCCAAACUGUCUGUAUCUCCAACCUUUACACACACACCAACAGCAGUGGCUACUAUUUGUCAUGUAGUUUCGAAGUGAAGCCUUCCUUUGGGGCUUUUCUUUUGGUUCUGAUCAACAGGGGAACAGACUGAACUGCACUUAUAGCUGGUUCUCUUGAAAACUUGAAAGAACAGAGAAAAUAUAAACGAAUGGGAGGAAAUAUUUAUUUGCACCACCCUCUACUGCUGCUAUUGUUCUAAUUCCAGUUCUGAUUUAGAUAUUUGAUAGGAGGCUCGCUCUUUAUUUGGAAAUCUGCUCACAAUAUUCUUCUAAAUGUAGGAUCGGGAGGAGGGGGUUUUAGCGAUGUCAUUGGAUUUACCUAUAUUGCAAAAGAAUUGUAAAUAUUUAAACUAAAAUAUUUUUAAAUUGGUAUGAGUGGUUCAUACAGUAUAUUUACAUUAAUUGAGAGGAGGGAUAUCCACGUACCGGACUCCUUUUUAAAAAGCACCACGUGUGAACACAGAGCUACUGGCAGCCUGGAGUAAAGAGUGUUCGAACCCUCAGUCAUAGACCUGGAGUCUUACCCCAUCGCGUCUUUAAACGUGGCGGUGUGAUGUGCCAGACGCUGAUCAGAGGCGGAGGGGGGGGUUGUGUCCCCCACCCGACUCCUGUUUUUAUACAGUUGUGGUAUGACAGAGAAAACCAAUUGCACUUAUUUUUCAUUGUUUAUGUCCUUUUUCAUGUAUGUUUUCUACUGCAGCGACCACUGCUGAUUGGUCAGAAAUAAUAUGUCUCAUUUAUUUUAGCUGCCUUUCACUUCUUAAACUGUAAAAGCUGACUGUAGUCCCCAACCCACCUCUCCCCCACCUCCCCUCCCCUCCCCCACUCUGCUGCAUUCGUCUGCCCUUGCCCUCUCUCCUUCAUCUCCCUCAAUCCUGUUAGUAUCUUUUCUUUCUAAACUAAACUCUGUCUCUCUCCCUCUCACCUCACCUUGACAUGAUAUUUCUCUUCUGGCUACUUUUUCAAUAAUGGUGAAAAGGAAAAAAAAUCUUUUAAUAAAUGACGCAUUUUUGAAAUCUGAA
Dicentrarchus labrax (European seabass) is the source of this 4179-nucleotide messenger RNA. RefSeq names its product circadian-associated transcriptional repressor-like. Bases 268 to 1563 code for a protein of 431 amino acids. Gene Ontology annotation, biological process: negative regulation of DNA-templated transcription; circadian regulation of gene expression. Gene Ontology annotation, molecular function: RNA polymerase II cis-regulatory region sequence-specific DNA binding. The transcript is spliced from 6 exons. The record is from RefSeq and is a predicted model, not a curated record. Gene Ontology annotation, cellular component: nucleus. Lineage: Eukaryota; Metazoa; Chordata; Actinopteri; Moronidae.